Octodon degus (degu) is the source of this 1441-nucleotide messenger RNA. It is a transcript of the gene Best4, whose product is annotated as bestrophin 4. Gene Ontology annotation, molecular function: chloride channel activity. The transcript has 9 exons. Lineage: Eukaryota; Metazoa; Chordata; Mammalia; Rodentia; Octodontidae. The record is from RefSeq and is a predicted model, not a curated record. Bases 23 to 1441 code for a protein of 472 amino acids.
CUCCCACCCCAGGCCCAGCACCAUGACGGUUUCAUACACCCUCAAAGUGGCUGAGGCACGCUUCGGAGGCUUCUCUGGCCUGCUGCUCCGGUGGAGGGGAAGCAUCUACAAGCUCCUGUACAAGGAGUUUCUGCUCUUUGUCGCCCUCUACGCUGCGCUCAGCAUCACCUACCGGCUGCUGCUGAGCCAGGCGCAGAAGCUCGUCUAUGCCCAGGUGGCCCGGUACUGCAACCGCUCUGCGGACCUCAUCCCUCUGUCUUUCGUACUGGGUUUCUACGUGUCUCUGGUGGUGAACCGCUGGUGGUCCCAAUACACUAGUAUCCCACUGCCAGACCAGCUGAUGUGCGUCAUCUCGGCCAGCGUGCACGGCACGGACCAGCGCGGCCGCCUUCUGCGCCGCACCCUCAUGCGCUACGCCAACCUGGCGUCUGUGCUGGUGCUGCGCUCCGUGAGCACGCGCGUGCUCAAGCGCUUCCCAACCCUCGGCCACGUGGCGGAUGCAGGUUUCAUGUCCCAGGAAGAGAGAAAAAAGUUUGAGAGUCUGAAAUCCGAUUUCAACAAGUACUGGGUCCCCUGCGUCUGGUUCACCAACCUGGCUGCCCAGGCCCGUAGGGAUGGACGCAUUCGGGACGACAUUGCGCUCUGUCUCCUUCUGGAAGAGCUGAACAAGUACCGUGCCAAGUGCAGCAUGCUGUUCCACUAUGACUGGAUCAGCAUCCCGCUCGUCUACACCCAAGUGGUGACCAUCGCAGUGUACUCUUUCUUUGCCCUCUCCCUGGUUGGGCGCCAGUUUGUGGAGCCAGAGGCAGGGGCCGCCAAGCCCCAGGAUCCUCUGCCACCAAGCCAGGAGCCUGCGGCAGUCCCAGGAGACCCCGACAUGUAUGUGCCUCUCACGACGCUGCUGCAGUUCUUCUUCUAUGCUGGUUGGCUCAAGGUGGCCGAACAGAUCAUAAACCCGUUUGGUGAGGACGAUGAUGACUUUGAGACCAAUCAGCUCAUAGACCGAAACCUGCAGGUAUCCCUGCUGGCCGUGGAUGACAUGUACCAGAACCUGCCCCCCGCUGAGAAGGACCCGUACUGGGAUGAGGCCCAGCCGCAGCCGCCAUACACCGUGGCCACGGCUGCGGACUCACUGCGACCCUCCUUCCUGGGCUCCACCUUCAACCUGCGCAUGAGCGACGACCCGGAGCAGAGCACACAGGUGGAGGCGUCCCCGGCGUCGGCCCGACCCCCCUCACAGACCCCGCUACUCGGCCGCCUCCUGGGCGCGAGUGCGCCGUCCCCCGCCAUCAGCCUGCGCAACUUUGGCCGCGCGCGGGGCGCCCCACGCACGCCGCAUGUGCUGCGCUUCCGAGCGGAGGACGGCGGCGACUUGGUAGAGCCGGCGGGGCGCAUCGAGGAGGAGGAAGCAGAGUCGGCGGAGGAAGCCCUGGAGCCCUGA